AUUUGAUAAAGUUUUUGUUUUUAAUUAAUUAUCUCAAUAAUUAUUUUUUAAAUUUAGUAAAGACACAGUUCAAAGUAACUUAUUUCCUGUGCUGUCAUGGAAGGUUUAUUCAGCUUUCUCAGAAGCCGUCCGGUUUUUUGGACAAGUGUUGCCGGCACAACGGUGGGAGUAGCAUGUUUUGUUAAAGAUAUGAUGCAAGGUGGCAAAUUUACAAAGCCCACAAGAGCCGAUGGUAAAGUCAUUAUUGUUACUGGUUCCAAUACCGGUAUUGGUAAGGAAACCGUACGAGAAUUGGCAAAGAGGGGAGCAACAGUUUACAUGGCUUGCCGAGAUAUGAAGAAAUGUGAAGAGGCUCGAGAGGAAAUUGUUUUGGAAACCAAGAAUAAAUAUGUCUAUUGCCGUGAAUGUGAUCUAGCUUCCCUGGAAUCGAUUAGACAAUUUGCUGAGGCAUUUAAAGCGGAGCAAAAACGCUUAGAUAUUUUAAUUAACAAUGCCGGUGUAAUGCGUUGUCCUCGCUCUCUAACCAAGGAAGGUUUUGAACUGCAAUUGGGUGUCAAUCAUAUGGGUCAUUUCCUCUUAACAAAUCUUCUCCUGGAUGAACUUAAGAAAUCCGCUCCCAGCCGUAUUGUUGUACUUUCCAGUAUGGCACAUACCCGCGGAGAAAUCAAUGUUGGUGAUCUGAACAGUGAAAAAUCAUAUGACGAAGGCAAGGCAUACAAUCAAAGUAAAUUGGCAAAUAUUUUGUUCACCCGAGAAUUGGCAAGAAGACUUGAAGGUACUGGUGUCACCGUCAAUGCACUCCAUCCAGGUGUUGUGGAUACUGAGCUUUUCCGACACAUGGGCUUCUUUAAUUCAUUCUUUGCAAGCUUGAUAUUUAAGCCGUUGUCCUGGCCCUUCCUUAAGUCACCCAAAAACGGAGCCCAAACUACCUUAUACGCCGCUCUGGAUGAAGACUUAGCUACUGUAAGCGGUAAAUACUUCAGUGACUGUAACAUUAAAGAUGUGGCACCACAGGCUAAGGAUGAUGCAUUAGCAAAAUGGCUCUGGGCUGUUAGCGAAAAGUGGACAAGGUUAACCAAAUAAAGUGUUGAAACGCUAUAUAA
This is a messenger RNA of Musca domestica (house fly), 1103 nucleotides long. RefSeq names its product retinol dehydrogenase 13. The record is from RefSeq and is a predicted model, not a curated record. The coding region runs from base 97 to 1083 and encodes 328 amino acids. Lineage: Eukaryota; Metazoa; Arthropoda; Insecta; Diptera; Muscidae. The transcript is spliced from 6 exons.